CUGAACGCUCUGCGGAGCGAGAAGAGUGCUCUGGAGGAGCGGUUGGCGGCGCAGAGUGCACAGGUCGAGGAGCUUCAGGCGCAGCAGAGUGCUGCAGUGGCCGCGCUGGAGGAGGAGAAGCGCGAGUUGGCCAGCGAGGUGUCGACGCUGAAGAGCGGUCAGUCGGAGGCGAUGGCGCAGUGCAGCCAGAAGGACGAGCGCGUGGCGGAGCUGGAGAGCGAGCUGUCUGCAUUGGCGGAGCAGCUGCAAGCCGCGACGGCGAAGCUGGAGGCGUCGAACGCCGAGGUCGGCGACGAGCUGAACGCUCUGCGGAGCGAGAAGAGUGCUCUGGAGGAGCGGUUGGCGGCGCAGAGUGCACAGGUCGAGGAGCUUCAGGCGCAGCAGAGUGCUGCAGUGGCCGCGCUGGAGGAGGAGAAGCGCGAGUUGGCCAGCGAGGUGUCGACGCUGAAGAGCGGUCAGUCGGAGGCGAUGGCGCAGUGCAGCCAGAAGGACGAGCGCGUGGCGGAGCUGGAGAGCGAGCUGUCUGCAUUGGCGGAGCAGCUGCAAGCCGCGACGGCGAAGCUGGAGACGUCGAACGCCGAGGCCGGCGACGAGCUGAACGCUCUGCGGAGCGAGAAGAGUGCUCUGGAGGAGCGGUUGGCGGCGCAGAGUGCACAGGUCGAGGAGCUUCAGGCGCAGCAGAGUGCUGCGGUGGCCGCGCUGGAGGAGGAGAAGCGCGAGUUGGCCAGCGAGGUGUCGACGCUGAAGAGCUGUCAGUCGGAGGCGAUGGCGCAGUGCAGCCAGAAGGACGAG
This is a messenger RNA of Phytophthora sojae, 792 nucleotides long. RefSeq lists its product as hypothetical. The transcript has a single exon. NCBI's taxonomy places the organism in Eukaryota, Oomycota, Peronosporomycetes, Peronosporales, Peronosporaceae. The annotation marks the transcript as partial. The record is from RefSeq and is a predicted model, not a curated record.